UCGGUGUCCGGCGCGCGGCCCGGCGGAGGAGCGCCGCGCCGAGCCCUGCCCUCCCGCCGUUGUUCGCCGCCGUCAUGGCCGCGCCGGUGUCGGGCCCCUUGCGCAGGGAGCUGGCGGAGGCCGUGGCCCAGGCGCGGCUUUUGGUGGUGGGAGCCGGCGGUAUCGGCUGCGAGCUCCUCAAGGACCUGGUGCUCACCGGCUUCAGCAACAUCGACGUGAUUGAUUUGGAUACUAUUGAUGUCAGCAAUCUCAACAGGCAGUUUUUAUUUCAAAAGAAACAUGUUGGAAGAUCAAAAUCACAGGUUGCCAAGGAAAGCGUGUUACGGUUUUAUCCAGAAGCUAAUAUUAUAGCUUACCAUGAUAGCAUCAUGAACCCUGACUAUAACGUAGAGUUCUUCCGCCAGUUUACGUUGGUUAUGAAUGCUCUGGAUAACAGAGCUGCCCGUAACCAUGUGAACAGGAUGUGUCUGGCUGCUGAUGUUCCUCUUAUAGAGAGCGGAACUGCAGGCUACCUUGGACAAGUAACAGUUAUUAAAAAGGGAGUGACAGAAUGUUAUGAAUGUCAUCCUAAACCAACUCAGAAGACUUUCCCUGGCUGCACAAUCCGGAAUACGCCAUCAGAACCUAUCCAUUGCAUUGUGUGGGCUAAGUAUUUGUUCAACCAGUUGUUUGGAGAAGAAGAUGCUGAUCAAGAAGUCUCUCCUGACAGAGCUGAUCCUGAAGCUGCCUGGGAGCCAGCAGAAGCAGAAGCCAGAGCACGAGCAUCCAAUGAAGAUGGUGACAUUAAACGUGUUUCAACUAAAGAGUGGGCUAAAUCAACAGGAUAUGAUCCAGUUAAACUUUUUACGAAGCUUUUCAAAGAUGACAUUAGAUACCUGCUUACAAUGGAUAAGCUGUGGAGGAAAAGAAAGCCUCCAGUGCCACUGGACUGGGCUGAGGUACAAAAUCAAGAGAAAAAUGUAUCUGACCAACAAAAUGAAUCCUCCACAGUCCUGAAGGAUCAGCAGGUUCUGGAUGUCAAGAGCUAUGCACACUUAUUUUCAAAGAGUGUUGAGACCCUGAGACUUCACCUGGCUGAGAAGGGUGAUGGAGCAGAGCUUAUAUGGGAUAAGGAUGACCCUUCUGCAAUGGAUUUUGUCACUUCUGCUGCGAACCUCAGGAUGCAUGUUUUCAGUAUGAAUAUGAAGAGCAGAUUUGACAUCAAGUCAAUGGCAGGAAAUAUUAUCCCGGCUAUAGCUACUACCAAUGCAAUAAUAGCUGGUCUGAUAGUGCUGGAGGGUUUGAAGAUUUUAUCAGGAAAAAUAGAUCAAUGUAGAACGAUUUUUCUGAACAAGCAGCCAAAUCCCAGAAAGAAGCUAUUGGUUCCUUGUGCUUUGGAUCCACCAAAUCCUAACUGUUAUGUAUGUGCAAGUAAGCCUGAAGUGACUGUGAAACUUAAUGUACACAAAGUUACUGUGUUAACACUCCAGGAUAAGAUCGUGAAAGAAAAAUUUGCUAUGGUGGCACCAGAUGUACAAAUAGAUGAUGGAAAAGGGACUAUUCUUAUCUCUUCAGAAGAAGGAGAAACAGAAGCAAAUAACCACAGGAAAUUAUCAGACUUUGGAAUUCGAAACGGCACUCGGCUACAAGCAGAUGAUUUCCUCCAGGACUAUACACUGCUAAUCAACGUGCUUCAUAGUGAAGACCUAGAAAAAGAUGUAGAAUUUGAAGUUGUUGGUGAUACCCCUGAAAAAGUUGGCCCUAAACCAUCAGAACCAACAUCCAAGAACAUUACCAAUGGUAGUGAUGAUGGAGCACAACCCUCAACAUCAACAGCUCCAGAUCAAGAUGAUCUAUUGAUUAUUGAUUCGGACGGCGAAGGUACUUCAAGCAACGUUGAUGAUGAUAAGGAAAACAAAAGCCUCAAGAGAAAACUAGAAGACAAAGAGAGUGUUGCUACAAAGAGAGUGCGUACUGAGCAGACAGAAGAGGAUGAUGAAAUUAUAGCAUUAGACUGAACAUGCAAAUGCCCCUUGACAAAAUGAUUUGGUUAAUGUAAUACAGUUACAGUAUACUGUGUCAGGAUGUGAAAAAUGUCCAGAACUAGACUAAUUUUAGGGCCUUUGUUCAAGUGAAUACCAAACCACUGGCUUAAAUAAUUUGUGUCUGUUUUUCUUGAUGAUAAAGCUCUCAUCUCAAUAGCCUCUUUCAAAAGUUUUUCCAUAUUAAUUCCAUAUAUUAAGUGUAGUAGAAACAUAGUUUAUAAAUCUUACAGAUAAGUAUUUGCUUAAACAGUCAUGGAAAAAAGCAUGUUAUUUUUGUGUAAAUACCUUUUAGGUAUAAUUCAAUAGUAAAAAAAAAAAAAAUACUCUUCUUUAGAAAAGGGUCAUAGGCUGAUGCCUAGAUUUUAAGUAACUACAAUUUUAUUUUUUGCUUGAAGAAAAAUAUUGUUAGCCUAAUCCUACACAUUUUUCACACCCUGAAUAAGUAAAGAAGAAAGUUCAAUAAAGCAAAUUAGUGCCAUGUUUUAACAGUGUUCUUCAUCUGGCACUAUGUACAUUACUGUAAAACUGUUAAUUUACUCAAGUUUUUCAGCUCGUACUGCCUGGUAUGUCAAUGUAAGAAGCAAAUUUUUGUGUAUUGUUACAGUUUCAGGUUAUUUAUAUUUGAUGUUUUGUAAACUCAGAUACUACUACUAUACUGUACAUCUGAUGGACCAAAUAAAUGACAUCUGAAAUACUUGCUAUAUUUGCUUGCACAGUCCAAGUUUAUGCUGACUUAUGGGAUUUUACUAUGUAUAGCCUUCAAAAAUUCCUGUAUUAUUUUCAUUUUUCUAAGCAUAACCUAGUAGUACAGAACUUAAGCUUCACUUGUUUGAGGUGAAAGGGGAAUUUUUUUAAUAAAACUUUUGUGAAUGUU
This is a messenger RNA of Apus apus (common swift), 2898 nucleotides long. RefSeq names its product ubiquitin like modifier activating enzyme 2 (gene UBA2). Lineage: Eukaryota; Metazoa; Chordata; Aves; Apodiformes; Apodidae. The record is from RefSeq and is a predicted model, not a curated record. The coding region runs from base 75 to 1997 and encodes 640 amino acids. Gene Ontology annotation, molecular function: SUMO activating enzyme activity. Gene Ontology annotation, cellular component: cytoplasm; SUMO activating enzyme complex. Gene Ontology annotation, biological process: protein sumoylation. The transcript has 17 exons.